GUGGUCUUCAUCGUUACUGAAUUUUAUUAAUAUCAAUUUAGGACUAUUUUGUGGCUAAAUUUGUGCAAAUCGACAAUCCUUUCAACAGAAUAAUGUUCUCAGAACACCAAACAUCCGAAAGCGACUGAUAAACGAUGGCUUUCAUCGAGGAUACGAUAAUCAUUUUGGUCUCGCAGGUGUGCUUCUUCAUCGGAGGAUGGAUAUUCUUUGUGAAACAACUGUUCCGGAACUACGAAAUCCGACAUGUCUUUGUGCAGCUGGUUUUCUCCAUCACAUUCGCUCUGUCGUUGACGAUGUUCGAGUUGAUAAUUUUCGAAAUCAUCGGAUUUCUAGACUCGAGCUCCAGGUACUUUCACUGGAGGCUGGGCCUGACACUGCUGCUGUUUAUGGUGAUUGCGUUGAUUCCAUACGUGAUAGUGUAUUCUUCCAUUAACAACAUUCGGAUGGUGCCUCAAAAGUGGGUGCAACCGAUAAGUACGUUGUUAUGGUUUUGCUAUUUGUACGUUUUCUGGAGAAUCGGUGAUCCGUUCCCACUGCUUAGUGUAAGCAAAGGGAUUUUCACGAUCGAACAAGCUGUUUCCAGGAUAGGCGUGGUGGGAGUAACGGUAAUGGCCAUACUUUCCGGUUUUGGUGCCGUGAACUAUCCGUACACGAGCAUGUCCUACUUCAUAAGGCCAGUGUCCCAGAGUGACGUGACCAACAUCGAACGAAAGUUGAUGCAAACGAUGGAUAUGAUACUGGUGAAGAAGAAGCGGAUCGCACUGGACCGGAGGAGAACUAAACCAAAUGCUAAGCCCGGGAUUUGGGGCAUGAUCAGCAGUGUGACCCAGAGACCACCGGGUGCCGAAAAUAUCGGUCAGCUGAGGCUGGAAAUUUCAGCCUUAGAAGAACUUUCGCGGCAGCUUUUCCUAGAAGCGCAUUCGAUGAAGAAUAUGCAGGAGCGGGAGCGAUGGGCUGGUACUCUACAGGGGAAAUAUUUCAACGUUUUGGGUCACUUUUUCAGUUUAUAUUGUUUGUGGAAGAUUUUCAUCUGUACUAUUAACAUCAUCUUCGAUCGUGUGGGUAAGAAAGAUCCCGUUACGCGGGGUAUAGAAAUCGCAGUCCACUGGUGUGGAUUCGAUAUGGAUGUUGCCUUUUGGAGCCAGCACGUAUCGUUUAUGCUGGUGGGCUGUAUUGUCGUAACAUCCAUAAGAGGUCUUCUGUUGACUCUAACGAAGUUCUUCUACAAGAUUUCCUCGAGUAAAUCAUCCAAUAUAAUAGUGCUAGUGUUGGCCCAAAUCAUGGGCAUGUACUUUUGCUCGUCGGUGUUGUUGAUGCGAAUGAACAUGCCCGCUGAAUAUAGGGUCAUCAUAACCGAGGUGCUGGGAGGCUUGCACUUCAACUUCUACCACCGAUGGUUCGAUGUCAUCUUCCUGGUGAGUGCCCUAACGACCAUAGUGAUUCUCUAUCUACUCCACAAACCACCAAACGUCGAUACGAGUAUGUAAAUUUUACAAUCAAGUCAGUUUGGCAAACGAAUACUGCUGCUGUAUAUCUUCUAUUCGUUUGUGUAGGUAUGUAGGUAAACGCUGAACAAUAAAUUCUAAUUUAAAACACUUUAGAUAUGUUAACAUUGGCCAUCCUUAGAAUGACAAAAUCAUCUCCACUUUUUCUGUCAUGCAAUGCUUGUGAUCUCUGUUGUAUGUAUUAUCAUACUGAAAAUAGAACAAGGCGAAACAAAUUUCAAAAAGUUUAUUGCACACCUAAAAACGCAAUCUCUUGUAUGAGAUGGUCUCACUUGUUGCAAUCAUUGGUGUUUCGCCACUGGAUGUACAUAUUUUUUUCUAGGAGACGACACGUGAAUGGAAAACUCAGUAACUCAUGUAGACAAGUAGACGAAAUAUAUACAUAAAGCUAUCCACCGUACUCAAAGUGGAGUGCAA
Ochlerotatus camptorhynchus is the source of this 1922-nucleotide messenger RNA. It is a transcript of the gene GPHR, whose product is annotated as golgi pH regulator. Bases 135 to 1487 code for a protein of 450 amino acids. Lineage: Eukaryota; Metazoa; Arthropoda; Insecta; Diptera; Culicidae. Gene Ontology annotation, biological process: intracellular pH reduction. The record is from RefSeq and is a predicted model, not a curated record. Gene Ontology annotation, cellular component: Golgi cisterna membrane. Gene Ontology annotation, molecular function: voltage-gated monoatomic anion channel activity. The transcript has 6 exons.